Messenger RNA from Blepharisma stoltei, 1978 nucleotides. Lineage: Eukaryota; Ciliophora; Heterotrichea; Heterotrichida; Blepharismidae. The record is from the annotation of a GenBank genome assembly.
AUGGUUAAAGGCCUUGCAAAGCUUGUUCAAUCUUUAAAGAAAGCUAAAGAUGUCUCUCAAACUCUUGAAAUUUUGGAUCAAACUCCCAAUGGCAUGCUGCAUGAAGGUCCAUCACUUGGAAUUGAGAUGAUAAAGCUAGCAGCAACAAAGUACAGCAAAAAUGAUGAAAUUUUUCAAGUAUUAGAAAGCCCGAAAUUCUUUAAUGCAUUUCGUGGUGAUAAUUUUUGAUUAUAUUUAAACCACUUGCUUCAGAAUAAAAAAUCACAAAUGAAUACAGAUUUUUAUUUGUCUUUAGAAAAGAAAAUAAAUAAAAUGACUUCAGAUGAAUUAACAUGAAGAGGAAUUGGAAAUGCAUGGAAAAUUUUUGCGAAAUAUUCAAUGAUUCCUUCAUUUCAAUGCAUAACAAAGCUAGAAGAAGAAAUUAUUGACAGAAAAAAAGAAUUUGACUUGGCCACCUAUGGAAUAAUCAUGAAUGCUUAUGCUAACCUUAGGAUUUUAGAAAAUCCUGACUCCCCCCCCCCCCCUCCGUGAGCGAACAAAAAAAUUUUGUUCGCUCACGGAGGGGGGUUAAUUUUUUUUUUUAAAAAAAAUUUAUAUAUAAAUUUUAUAAAAAAUAUUUUUUUCGAAAUUUAAAAAAAUCCUAAUUUGCAAAAAUUGGGAAGCAAAUAUUAAUUUAAUUUGCAAAAUUUAUGUUUUAAAACGCAAUUUGUUUAAAAUUAAACAGAAUUAGCUCUAGAUUUCAUUAUACUAAUUAUCACUUAUAUAUCAAAAUUUUUUUCCAUUAAAAUUUUUUCUAUUAAAAAAUUUUUGUUCACUCACGGAGGGUGGUUUUUGGUCAAAAAAUGGCGAUUUUUCUAAUGGUUUUGUUCGCUCACGGAGGGGGGGGGGGGAGUGAGCAUAAAAACCCUCAAAGGUUUAUGAAAGAAAUGAUAACAAAAAAGAAAAUUGAUGAAGGCGAGCUAAAGAAACAGUCAACAAUGGUUUCCUUGUUAGGGAUAGCAAAAUCUCUGUGUCUUAUGCAUUAUUUUACUCCCCCCCCUCCGUGAGUGAACAAAAAAAUUUUGUUCACUCACGGAGGGGGUUUAUUUUUUUUUUUUAAAAAAAAUUUAUAUAUACAAUUUUACCCUCACCAUAAACAGCAGCAUAUAAAUUUUAUAAAAAAUAUUUUUUUUCGAAAUUUAAAAAAAUCCUAAUUCGCAAAAAUUGGAAAGCAAAUAUUAAUUUAAUUUAUAAAAUUUAUGUUUUAAAAAGCAAUUCGUUUAAAAUUAAACAGAAUUGGCUCUAGAUUUCAUUAUACUAAUUAUCAUUUAUAUAUCAAAAUUUUUUUCUAUUAACAAAAUUUUUUGUUCACUCACGGAGGGUGGGUUUUUGGCAAAAAAUAGCGAUUUUUCUAAUGAUUUUGUUCACUCACGGAGGGGGGGGAGUUAGUGAUACAAGCCUAUGGCUGAGCUAUUUUAAAAAUAUAGCAGAUGCUUACAGCAGCGUAAAAGAUGAAGCUACGCCUUGGAAAGCUGAUAUCGAUAUGUCUCUACUGCACUUAAUUGAUGCUCAUCAAACUUAUGCGGCAGAAAAUAUGCAAGAAUACCAAGAAAUGCUGAGCCCAAUUAAAGAAAAAUGCAUUUAUGACCCUACAAAAUUAGCCAAAACAAAUAAAUUAUCAGAUUGGGAAAAAAGCAUUGAAGGAAUUCUCAAGAAAUUCUCAUUGAAAUAUGAGGCUGACAAAAUCGUUAGUGACUAUUACACUGUUGACUAUUUUUUCGAACCCAAUAUCGCUAUAGAAAUAUAUGGGCCUAUUCAUUUUUUAAGGAAAAUCACUGGAGAAAGCACAAAUUUACUAAAGGGAAAAUCCAUAUAUAAAUCUCAGCUUCUAGGUGCAAAAGGUUUGAAGAUAAUAAGAGUCCCAUAUCAUUUAAAGGAAGACACAGAAAACUACAUAGUAAAAGAAUUACAAAUUUUAGGGAUUUUAAGUAAUCUUUAA